CCGCCAGUGAAGAAGAAGAAGAAAGAACAUUGCAUCGGUUCCGUUUUAGUCAAGUACCGUCGGCAUUUUUUUAGUUCGGUAGCACGAUCGCGAUUCGUAGUGAAAUGGCCAUAUACCAGAACAGCUAUGCCGCCUUGGAAUUGGGCGCUGCCAACUACUGGACGCACCGCCAGAAGUUUCAGUGGAUGUCGAUGCUGUUCAUGGGCUGCAUGUACCUGUAUGCGGCACGCAUGGCCAUGCCCAUCACGGUCACCAAGAUCAGCACCGAGUACGGCUGGACCAAGACCACCUCGGUGGGUCACCAAUAGGCACGGUGCUUGUGCUGCUUCUUCUGGGGCUAUGCUCUGACACAGGUGCUGGGCGGCUACCUGGGCGACGUGUGGGGCGGGGACAAGGUGAUGCUGGGUGCGGCCGUUGGCUGGUCCCUGCUCACCCUGUACACGCCCGAGUGCGUCGCCUGGAGCCGAGGAGCCCUGCUUCUCAACCGCAUCCUGCUCGGCGCAUUCCAGGGGCUCCACUUCCCGGCUAUGUCGAGCAUUAUUGUGAGCCAGCUGCGGCAGCAGGACCGCACCAUCUUUACCAGCGUUGUGGCAGCGGGACCAUCGUGCGGGCUGUUGCUUAUUGGCAGCCUGGGAUCAAUCCUGAUGGCAUCACAUGGCUGGCCCUCUGUUUUCAAGGUCACUGGCAUGCUGGGAAUUGGCUGGUGCUUCGGGGUGGCCUUUCUCAUGCACCAGAGGCAAGGGGGGACGCAGCCCAUCAGUGGCAAAGCACUCGUCCGCAGCUCCACUGGGACGACUGCCAAGGUCCCCUGGUUCACCUACUUCCGAAGCCCCUCUUUCUGGGUGAUACUGUUGGCGCAUUUCACGGAGAACAACUCGUACUUCAUUCUCAUCUCCUGGCUGCCCACUUACUUCCAUGAACGCUUUCCCGACGCAAAGAUGUGGGUGUUCAACAUGGUCCCCUGGAUCAUGAUACGUUGCAGCAUUGGUGGUGGCACCGUCUCGGACCACCUUAUUCGCAAAGGGCAGCCCAUUACCAAGGUGCGCAAGCUGUCUGAAGCCCUGUGUCAGCUGAGCAAGGCGCUGCUGCUGCCCUUGGUGCCGUGGUGCAGCUACACCUGGGCGCUGCUGUGUGUCUCGCUGGCCGUCGCCUGCUCGGGCUUCCACAACAGCGGUGUCUUCAUCAACCCGCAAGACAUCGCACCGCUUCACGCGGGAUCCGUCUUUGGCCUGAUGAACACAAUAGGAGCCAUACCAGGCUUCCUGGGCGUGUAUCUGGUUGGCUACGUGGUGGAUGCGACACGUAGCUGGUCACUCAUUUUCUACCUGACGUCGCUCCUUAACCUGGUCGGGUGCGCAGCCUUCCUCGUCUUUGGUCGCGGCCAGCCCAUCCUGGCUGCGCAACCGAGCCUAUGACCCCUCUUUCGAAGAUUGGCUCUACCCCCCGCCGGAGUCUAGUCAACACCAAAGUACAAGCGUCUUUCAGUUCUUUUUACGUUUUUAUUCUCUCCUAUUUUUUCGAGGACACAACAGCCAGAAGCGUGUGCCUUAUUGCCCGCUUCUGCAUCGCGCAGAGGAACCUUUUAUUAAAGAUGACAAAAACAUGA
Messenger RNA from Rhipicephalus microplus (southern cattle tick), 1606 nucleotides. RefSeq names its product major facilitator superfamily transporter 18 (gene MFS18). Gene Ontology annotation, biological process: ATP transport; transmembrane transport. The record is from RefSeq and is a predicted model, not a curated record. Lineage: Eukaryota; Metazoa; Arthropoda; Arachnida; Ixodida; Ixodidae. Gene Ontology annotation, molecular function: transmembrane transporter activity.